AUGUCACAGAAGAUAACAGAAUAACUGGCGUCCUUAAUAUGUUUUGGUCUCGGCGCCACCAACCAAGCUAGUUUAGCAUUUAGCUUCAGUUGACAAGUAUCGCUGCUGCAGCCUACAAGACGUGAAGGAAAGAGGAGCUUAUUCCAGGCAUUUUAAUCACUUUUGAUGUGUUGGAUCCAGAAGAUCUUGGCUUGCCAACUUUUCCACGACUAACAACAUGGUCAACGUACUUAAAGGGGUUCUUGUUGAAUGUGAUCCUGCGAUGAAACAAUUCCUACUUUACCUGGAUGAGACCUCUGCCCUGGGCAAAAAAUUCAUUAUCCAGGACCUUGAUGACACGCAUGUCUUCAUUCUGGCAGAGGUGGUUCAGAUUCUCCAGGAGAGAGUUGGCGAGUUAAUGGACAUGAAUUCAUUUCCCAUUACCCAGAAAUAAAAGUUCCUCAAAUGA
This is a messenger RNA of Lampris incognitus (smalleye Pacific opah), 448 nucleotides long. RefSeq names its product general transcription factor IIH, polypeptide 5 (gene gtf2h5). Lineage: Eukaryota; Metazoa; Chordata; Actinopteri; Lampriformes; Lampridae. The transcript has 3 exons. Gene Ontology annotation, cellular component: transcription factor TFIIH core complex; transcription factor TFIIH holo complex. The record is from RefSeq and is a predicted model, not a curated record. The coding region runs from base 218 to 433 and encodes 71 amino acids. Gene Ontology annotation, biological process: nucleotide-excision repair, preincision complex assembly; transcription initiation at RNA polymerase II promoter; nucleotide-excision repair.